Lepisosteus oculatus (spotted gar) is the source of this 1463-nucleotide messenger RNA. RefSeq names its product RAS, dexamethasone-induced 1 (gene rasd1). Gene Ontology annotation, biological process: signal transduction. Gene Ontology annotation, molecular function: GTPase activity; G-protein beta-subunit binding; GTP binding. The record is from RefSeq and is a predicted model, not a curated record. Lineage: Eukaryota; Metazoa; Chordata; Actinopteri; Semionotiformes; Lepisosteidae.
CUCAAGGCUUCGAACUCAGAACAGCUACAGUGCUGAACCGGGUUUGACGAGAAGUCCACAAGGCAAGACGGUGCUUUGGUCUAGCCGCUGAAAACGACCUGGGCGAAAACCUCGCAACCAUGAUUAAGAAAAUGACACCCUCAGAGAACGAGUUUGACAUCCCGGCCAAGAACUGCUACAGGAUGGUGAUUCUGGGCUCCACUAAAGUUGGCAAAACGUCCAUCAUCUCCCGUUUUCUGAACGGGAGGUUUGAUGACCAGUACACGCCGACCAUUGAAGACUUUCACAGGAAAUUUUACAGCAUCAGGGGAGACGCUUAUCAGCUGGAUAUUUUAGACACCUCUGGAAAUCAUCCUUUCCCGGCUAUGAGGCGCCUGUCCAUACUCACAGGUGACGUCUUCAUCCUGGUGUUCAGCCUGGACAACAAGGACUCCUUCGAGGAAGUCCAGCGUCUGAAACAGCAAAUAUUUGAGACCAAGUCCUGCUUGAAAAACAAGACCAAGGAGAACGUGGACGUGCCGCUGGUCAUCUGCGGAAACAAAGGUGACCGGGAGCUGUACCGGGAGGUGCAACGGGAAGACAUCGACCAGCUCAUUGCCGGGGACGACAAAUGCGCCUACUUCGAGAUCUCGGCCAAGAAGAACACCAACGUGGACAAAAUGUUCCGGACUCUCUUCGUCAUGGCCAAGCUGCCGCACGAAAUGAGCCCCGACCUCCACCGCAAGGUCUCGGUGCAGUACUGCGACAUGCUCCACCGCAAGUCCAUCAAAAACAAGAAGUUCAAAGACGGGGACGUCUACGGCAUAGUCGCUCCCUUUGCCCGGCGCCCAAGCGUGCACAGUGACUUGAUGUACAUUAAAGAGAAAGCUAUCGGCGGCGGCCAGGGGAAGGAUAAAGAAAGGUGCAUCAUCAGCUAAGUACUGCCACCGAAAGAACGGGAGAACCCGAGACGAAGUUAAACUCACACCGAGUGGGUCCGAUAACCGGUGUAAGAGGUGGCGCUCAGAGAGCGGGGCUCAUCCAGGUAGUUUCCAGUUUCUCUCGGCGGCAACCUGUCCUCAAUUGUGACACUUGUAAGAGACUCGGAGCGCUUGUGUUGUAUGAGCUGGGCAGACUUCUAUACAGAACACCUCCCCCCCCCCCACAUGAGUGUCAGGGCGCUAAAUGUGAUGUGGUCAACAAAAACCCUGAGAUUUCUUUUAAGAGAAAACACAACAAUGCGCUGUUAUACACGUGUUCAUCUUUUAAAUCUUACCGUACUGGUUCAGCAGGUAAAAAAAAAAACUUCAGGGUGGUGUGCAAUUUGUAAAAAAAAAAAAAACGAUUGUUUACAGUUUGUUAUAAAUGAUUUAUAACUUAAAACAGCACUUGAAUGUUGCAACAAGAACAAAUUUUGUGAAUGUCUAUUUAUUCUUAUAUGUCAAUGUAAUUUUAUAAAGAAAAAUAAAAGAUCUUAAACUAUU